AUGAACCUUCGUGGAGAUUAUAAAAGGAUUUCGCGUGGUAUGGUAAUUUUUCAAACACAUGAUAGUUUUUAUUAGUAUAUACUGAAACAGUGGAUAUCAUUUUUUCGCACGCUGUUUUCUCUGGCCACUCAAACUUGGGAUAUUCAGUGCUAUUCACCUCCGGGCAGGAGCCUCCAAGCGACACCAAACUUGCGCAAGUUGCGAGCAAAAUGGCUUGGUUACAAGUUUGCUAACAUAACAAACGAAGAAAUUUCACAACUAAGCUGUUCGCGAAAAAUACGAACAAGGCGACGAAAUUUGGUUUGGCACCAUUAUGGUUGUGUACUUUUUUUUUUGUUUCUCUGUCUUUUUGCGUUUUCUCUUUUUAUUCAACAGGCAUGAUCUGCAACAUGUAAAAGAUGAAACGUGAUCUAUGAGGUCAAAAAAUUAUUUCGUAGAAAACAACAGAACGACUAGUGUCAUGAUCUAAAAAGACCAUGUGAAGUAUCAGGAAUUACAGGAAAAUACAUCGAUUUUUCAAAAAUAAAAUUAUUUCGUCCCCAAAGGGAUAAUAUAGACGUAAGCAGAUAAAAAUAGUAAAGAAAAAAUUUGAAUAGUAUUUCUAAGUAUCUGGUGACAAAAAAGUAAAAUUAUUCGACUACCCAAUAACAACCAAAAUCACGUUACUCUAUGCGAUUUUUUUUUCCUACAAAAGAAACAAGUGAAACUGACAUUCGCUCGUUCAAUCCUGUACCUGACGUCUUCUUUACAGUGGACUCUCUUAAGAAAUAGUAUUCUGAGCUCGACUUACCACCUAGUCUAUAGGAAAAUAUAUAAAUUUAUUAAGAAAUUUUAUAAACAAAAACAAAAACUAACAUAGAUUUUACUAACAACAUUAAUUUUUUUCCGCGUUUUGUGGCUAACAGCCGCUUUGAUUUGGCUCAAUUAUCUCACUGUUGUGGUAGACACUAAAAAAAUUAUUCACCUCCACUUCAGUGAAAAAUUGCUACUUAUCAUCAUCUACUGAAUUUUCAUCCAUUCUCGAUACCUUACGUGCGACGUUUCAUAUGCAACUUUGAAGUAAGAGCACUUCCACAUCAUGGAAAUUCGGCUCAGCGGUAGACCUGGAAUUCGAGAUAUGAGCUAUAGGGAGAGGCCAAGGCUUGAUUGAUUGUAUUAAAAUUGUCGAACUGGCAUAGAAACAUAGAGGGUGAGAGGGCCCGAUGCUCGAGCGUUUCUCUCACAAAGGACGUCGAUGCAAAAGCAUCUUGCCUGCUUGUAGCUUGAAUCUUCGACUGUGAUCAUGUAAUUUGGUGUUAAGAGGAAGAAGUGUCGAAGGCCAUAUUCAUCUUCAUCGAAAUGUUUACUUUUGCCGUCUGAUUUCAACCUGACACUAACUUCUUACGUGUUAAGCUAGGCAACUAAAUGCCUUUUCCAUGUUCUGUCUUCAUAGAGUUCAUCUACUAUGUAAAGGUUGAGGCAAUGACAGGCAGGGACCCGGUUGGACGCCCUGGCGGAAGUCAAAGUUUAUACUAUGGUGCAGAUCCACAACUAAUCAUCCUUCUGAAAAAUGGAAAGAGCCAUCGAGCAACGCUUCCAUACAAAAAGCGUGAAGGCACUAAAUACACAAUAAGAUUGAAACCCUAUGAUUUUCAGCCGAAGCUUAGCUGCACACGUCGAGACAUAGACAAAGUUUAUCUCGAGGCUAAAGGAAAUGAUGGAUGGUACGUUAAAUGGAUCAACACCUAUAUCGCAGGAAGGUCUGGAGAUUACUCAAAACUGACCACUGAUCCAGGCUUUAAUAUGUGGGUGGACAACAAUGAAGAAUAUAAAUACCCAUACAAUGCCAAAACGCUACUCCUUACCAAUGCUGUCGCAAAACCCUGUUUAACGUACAUACGUGUAGAGGUAGUAACGCGUUACAAGAGUGCUUUCUCGUUCAAACCAUACGACACGAAUAUCUUUAUAGUCCUCGAUUUAUCAAAUAACCAACGAUUUCGAGCGGAACUUGAAGGACCAAUGGAAAGAAACAGAAAAUAUGAGCGAGAGUUGAACUUCGCAAGCCGGUUUUAUCCGUCUCAUCGGUUUCAAAUCACUAAAUGCGUGUCGUUCUCCGACAUUAAGGAAAUUCACUUACAAGCUCAUAAUGGAAGAAAUGAGAAUUGGUACAUAGCAUCCAUUAGCACUUUUGCUAGGACCGGUGAAGAGCAAUACAUGGAUCUGACAAGUGAUCCACAUCUCAACAAGAGGUUUGGCCCACACGGAACGACAGACAUCAAACUAACAAGGUCAUUUAAAGAUGUCCUCAAUUGUGAAUACGGCAAUCCAACUUGUGAAUGCAUGGAACAUGAAAAGGUUUGUAUAUUCAAUCUUGAAGUUGACGAAAUUCGAACCUUCAUCAGUUAUCAAAAGUUAUCAGUAGAUGAACCUACAGGAAUAGCUAUGCGUGGCUCCCAGGGAGUGAUCUAUUAUUUCGAUGAAAAUGGAAUACCUCUGCCACUGCAUAAAGAUAGACAAUGUGCAACACAGGACAAAAGUAAAUGCACUAGCCCCCAGUUUGUAGAUGGCAAGACGUACCGUUUGGCAAUAGCCGUUAAUGGGCAAAUCCCUGGACCUACUUUGAUUGUUCACGAGGGGCAAACUGUGGUAGUUCAUGUUCACAACAACCUUACCACUGAAGGUAUUUCCAUUCACUGGCAUGGGAUGCACCAGAGAGGAACGCCUUGGAUGGAUGGCGUCGGACAAGUAAUUCAAUGUCAGAUAGGACCCUCAUCUAGCUUUUCAUACGUGUAUACCGCUAGUCCUGCUAGGACGUUUUGGUACCACUCUCACAGUGGCGCUCAAAGAACAGAUGGCUUCUUCGGUGGUCUUAUAGUUAAAGAACGCCCUUCCAAAAUGAGAAAACUCCGAGAUACACUACAGAGGUCUGCAUUUGAGGAUCUUCCAGAUCAGCACACCUUAACGCUUCUCGAUUGGCAACAUGAGGCAUCCUUGGAUCUGUUCACACAGAUUCACGCUAGCUUGAACUUUUAUCCAGGCAAGCCGCUUGGCGACGUACCAACUCCAGACGAUUUCCUGCGACGGUAUAACUCCACACGUAGUUUUGAAGAAGGAGAGGUUGGUCCUGUCCCGUAUUUUUCUGGAAUCAUAAAUGGUAAAUAA
Porites evermanni is the source of this 3141-nucleotide messenger RNA. NCBI's taxonomy places the organism in Eukaryota, Metazoa, Cnidaria, Anthozoa, Scleractinia, Poritidae. The record is from the annotation of a GenBank genome assembly.